Manis javanica (Malayan pangolin) is the source of this 1073-nucleotide messenger RNA. The record is from RefSeq and is a predicted model, not a curated record. NCBI's taxonomy places the organism in Eukaryota, Metazoa, Chordata, Mammalia, Pholidota, Manidae.
AGGUGCCCCUCGGGGGACCCUUUUCCCUCUGGGCGAAGGGCACCGGGAGGCAAGGUUGGAGGGGUAGGCGGAGGGUUGGGGUGGGGGGCCGCCCUUUCCCCGGCUGUCGGUCUCCCAGAGCCCCCUGCCCUCCAGGUGCGGACGCCCCCUCCCACGCGGCGCGGCCGGGCGGGUGGGAAGGAGGGGCUGGGCUCCGAGCGCCCGCCCCUCCAUCUAUCACAUGGCCGGAGAGCCACAAAAACAACGGCUUUGGCCGCGACCGCGACUCCGGGAGAGGGAACCCGGGCCCCCGCGGCCAGCCCCCGCCCAUGGAGGACAGUUUCCUCGAGUCCUUCGGGAGGCUGAGCCUCCGGCAGCAGCCGCGGCGACCGGCCCCGCCGCCCCCGCGCGGGACGCCCCCGCGCCGCCACAGCUUUAGGAAGCACCUCUACCUCCUGCGCGGCCUCCCGGGCUCGGGGAAGACCACGCUGGCCAGGGACGACUGGCGUGAAAAGUGGCCUGGUCUGAAGAUGGUGCCUUUAGAUCCUAUUCGUCGCAAAAUAGCCGGUGACUCGGGGCGAUCACCUAGCUUCUCUGGGAUUUGUUUUCCGUAUCUGUGAACACUAAGAAGGGAUUAGGCUAGUGAUCUAUUUAAGACCCUUCCGGCUCUGUCGUCAGACGUAAAAAUGGUCUGUUAACGAUGGCUAGGCAAACAGCUCUGACCGUGAAGUCCAGGUGGCUGCAGUGCAGGCUCUGCCGCUCCCUAGCUGCCAUCUGUACGCCAUCCCUCUGCCCCUCGCUCUCCUCUCCUGUGAAAUGGGGACAUCUGUUCCGUCUCCUGCAGAGGGCUCGCGUGAAGCUCCAUGCGUGUGGAGACCUUGCUAAACUCUGCAGUGCCAUGUACGGGUGAAGAGGGACCAGUUACUGCUGAAGAUGAUGCGGCGCUGUGAUAAACCUUAAAGGUGCUCCUGGGGAGAAGCCUGGCCCCGAGGCGAGACAGCAGCUGGAAGCCGAGUUCCCCCGUCAGGCUGGGCCUCCGCUGUCCGGGGAGCAGGGGUGCCCGGGCACUGCUGUGGGGGGUGGGGGGUUGUGCU